This is a messenger RNA of Linum tenue, 1328 nucleotides long. Lineage: Eukaryota; Viridiplantae; Streptophyta; Magnoliopsida; Malpighiales; Linaceae. The record is from the annotation of a GenBank genome assembly.
AUUGGGCUGGCCCAUUAUGGUUUUGGAGUGCCAACUUGCGGGCCCAAAUUCACACCCUCUCCCACCUCCGUCGAGACCCGAGACUCAAGAGACCUCGUCCUUCCCCUCCCGGUGCCCAUUUUCUCCCAACGUCCCGCCGCCGCCCCGAGUCGACACAGUCCUUAACUCGUCAUUCUUCUCCAAAGCACCCACCGGUCGCCGCCACUCUCGAUGCAGUAGUAGCCAUCACUCGCAGCCUCAUUACCUCUGCCUCUUAGCCAGUCGUAUCGCCUCCCGCCGCCCUGCUUCCCGUCUCCUCCUCCGGCCUCCCAUCUCGCUCACCUCUGUGUCGGCUCUGCAAGUUUUCUAAUUCCAUAGGUAGGAUAGUAAUCACUAAUCAAGCAUGUUGUUGGCAAGACUUUUCGGGAGAAGGCUCUUUGCUGCUGCUGCUCAUUCUGAAACUUAUUCAACAACAGCAGCUGCUGCUGGUGCUACAACGGCUAGGUCUGGGCAUAAUCCUCUUGAGGAAUUCUUUGAGAAAGAUAGGAUCCAAGAUGACGAUAAGCCUAUCGUAUAUGGUCGAAGUUGGAAAGCUUCUGAACUGCGGUUGAAGUCUUGGGAUGAUUUACAGAAGCUAUGGUAUGUCCUUCUAAAGGAGAAAAACAUGCUGAUGACUCAACGUCAGAUGCUUCAUUCUCAAAACUUGAGAUUUCCUAAUCCCGAGCGCUUGCCAAAGGUGAGGAAGUCAAUGUGUCGCAUCAAGCAAGUGCUCACCGAGAGGGCAAUUGAAGAGCCCGAUCAAAGGAGGUCUGCGGAGAUGAAGAGAAUGGUGAACACUUUGUAAACACAACACCUAGCCCCAUACCUCGCGGCUACUGCACUGCAGGAGUUUCUUCAUGGAUUGUUCGAGAGUAAGGUUGCAUCCUUUCAGGUAGUUAACGUAGGAUCUUGGUGUUCGUCAGUUUGAUAUAGUAUGUUUCAAGUCCUUAUUUCUGCUCAGAAUUAAGUCUACAAGCCAAUAAUUAUGAGUUCUCAGUCCUUCUGGUGAUGGCUUUGACAUCAAUUCAUCCUUGGUUCUUUUGUGGUUUAUGACUUGGUUGAGCUCCCGAUAUGAGUGCUGUAUGAAAUUACUGUAGUUGUUCUCUCCCGUAUCCAUCUUACGAGUCAUCUACCUGGCUUUUCCCAUGAGAUUUCCUCUCUUCAAAUAGUCCUUGUAGUGAAACUUCCUUGUGAACCCAUCUAAACCAAGAGCUAGGGUCGAUGAGGAAUUCAUCCACGAUGUUGAUGAAUAUAGCAGAGCGUGAAAUGUUAACCAUGAUGAGGAAUUCAUCAACUCUACCUGGUGUGCC